This is a messenger RNA of Guillardia theta CCMP2712, 1529 nucleotides long. RefSeq lists its product as hypothetical. NCBI's taxonomy places the organism in Eukaryota, Cryptophyceae, Pyrenomonadales, Geminigeraceae. Gene Ontology annotation, molecular function: phosphatidate phosphatase activity. The record is from RefSeq and is a predicted model, not a curated record. The transcript has 10 exons. The coding region runs from base 1 to 1476 and encodes 491 amino acids.
AUGAACGAUGGAUUGAUCGUUAGGGAGGGAGAGGAUGAGGAUGUUGAGAAGGUUGCAUCGAGGUGCGUUGACCUGCUGUUGGACCAGCUCGGGGCCGGGCAUAGAAAUUCUGGUGCAGCUCUCACGAUGAAAGCUGUUGCCAAGCGAGUAGCUCAAUCUGCAGGCUCUGCCCUCUGGGCAGGAACAACUGGGCUGACUGACACGGGAGGUGGAGCAACUGACGUCAUUGUUGUCCGACACUCGAACGGGAGGCUUGUGAGCACGAGCUUCCAUGCUCAGCUCCCCAAGCUGUCGAAGCAGGACUUCAUGGGCACCAGGGUCUCUUUGUUCGUGAACAACAUCCCGACAGGCGUGUCGAUGGUGCUAGACAGAGAGCUCAUCUGCUGCUUCGAUGACGGGAGCUACCGCGCGUCCCAUGCAGACUUGGAGAGCAUGAACUUGCGCUCUGGAAAGAACACGAUUCGCUACGAGAUGAUCCACCCCUGUAACAAUGAUAGAAGAUACACAGUUCGGGCUAACAUCCAUCUGUGGAAUGUCUGGGACAAGAUAACGGUUGUUGACAUUGAUGGGACAGUGACAAAGACAGAUGUUGCCGGGUUCGGCGCAGAGAAGUUGGGGUACGAAUACAUCCAUUCGGGGGUCUGCGAGGCUGUCACAGAGAUCUCAAGGCAGGGUUACCGAAUCCUGUUUCUGACCUCUCGCGCUAUCACACUCGCUCAAUCAACACGGGAGUUUCUUUGCACCAUUGGUCAGUCGAAUGGAGGGACCGGCAUGCCGGAGUUUUGUCUGAUUACAACGACUGAGCGUUUUUUGCCUUCCCUCGUGGUUGGUGUGCGAUCAGCUGAUAAGUUCAAGACUGUGGCCUUGCAGGAGAUCCUCAGAAUUUUCAAUCCAGAGAUGCAAAGUAUCAAGAGGGCAGAUGAUGUAGUCGAGCAGAUUCCUGGUUGGCGUCUGGAUACCGCUCCUGUCCUUGUCGGAGCAGAAAAAUGGGACAAGCUCUGGCAUGGACCCUCUGAGACGGAAGACGAUGAAGCCAGCAACGCGAGCACGCAUGCUGGGAGCGACUCGGACAAGGACAAAGAUCGGCUAGGAGGCCUUGAUGCUGAGGACUCGGAUGUAGCACAGCGCAACACCUUGAAGCGCGAUGCCGACAGCUUCUCGAGCUCCUCUGGCGUCAUGGGCUCCGGGUCAAAAGAUCCUUCUGGCACGUUCGUGUGCGGGUUCGGCAACAGAUUGACAGACACGGCUGCCUACAACGCCGUGGGAAUCCCUCCCGAGAGAAAUUUCCUCAUCGAUCAGUCAUCCCAGAUAAGGAUGACGGGUGUUUAUAACCAAGUCUUCGAUGGCUACACCGGUUUGCUCCCUCACAUUCGACGCCUCCUGCCUGCUCUGAACUCAAGAGGGGAGCCUCUCUACCGGAAGAAAGGAAGAGGAACAUGUCCGCUUGACUGCGACUGCGAUGAAGUGGUUUUGUGAUGUUUCGUAUUUUUUCUUCUUCUGAUCUUCUAUGAACAAACGUUGUGAAUGUG